ACUGAAGUUUGAUACUUUCUUUGUCUCGUCUCUUUCUCUCUCUUAUUUCACCAACAGAAUAUAUAUACAGCUUGAGCUCGACGUUAAUCUCAGAGCUCUUCUUCUUCUUCUUUUCUCUGAAAUGGUAUAUUCAGGUAGAAUCUUGUCGCUGUCGUCCUCCACGACGCCGUUUCAUCUCUCCACUUCGCCGUUCCACAGUUCCCGGUAUCAUCUUCAUGGAAGGCUCAAAUCCAGAGUCAGAUUGCGCCCCAUGGCCGCUGAUGCCGAUUCCUCCUCCUUUUCUUCAUCUCUCGACACUGAAUCACCCGAUAAAAACGCAGCCGGGUUUUGCAUUAUAGAAGGGCCUGAGACAGUGCAGGACUUUGCUCAAAUGGAAUUGAAAGAAAUUCAAGACAAUAUUCGGAGUCGCCGGAAUAAAAUAUUUUUGCAUAUGGAAGAGGUCCGCAGGCUGAGAAUACAGCAACGAAUUAAGAAUGCCGAGCUUGGGAUUCUUAAUGAAAAGCAAGAAAAUGAACUUCCGAAUUUUCCUUCGUUCAUUCCUUUUUUGCCUCCUCUGACAUCCGCAAAUCUUAAACAAUAUUAUGCCACUUGUUUCUCUCUCAUAGCCGGAGUUAUGCUUUUUGGCGGACUGCUAGCACCUACUUUGGAACUAAAAUUGGGCUUAGGAGGUACCUCGUACGCUGAUUUCAUUCGCAGCAUGCACCUUCCGAUGCAAUUAAGUGACGUGGACCCCAUUGUGGCAUCCUUCUCCGGUGGAGCAGUCGGGGUAAUCUCUGCCUUGAUGGUAGUUGAAAUAAACAAUGUGAAACAGCAGGAGCAUAAGAGGUGCAAGUACUGUUUAGGAACAGGGUAUCUUGCAUGUGCUCGCUGUUCAAGCACUGGAUCACUAGUCCUUAUUGAACCUGUCUCCACAGUUAAUCGUGGAGAUCAGCCACUAUCACCACCUAAAACAGAAAGAUGCACAAACUGCUCGGGUUCAGGGAAGGUCAUGUGCCCUACAUGUCUUUGUACUGGGAUGGCUAUGGCAAGCGAGCACGACCCACGAAUUGACCCAUUCGACUAAAUGGGAAGCUCAUAUAGCUCUAGUGCUCCUAGAUGUAAAGAUUCUGGACAAAUCUUUAGGUCAAAAUGUAUGUCUAUAAAAAGUUCUUCAACGUUAUUUUGAGAAUUUUGCAAUUAAUAAACUGUUUGCGAACCAAAUCAAAUGCUGGCAAUGAUGAGUGAUACUGAUA
Molecule: messenger RNA, 1232 nt
Organism: Ipomoea triloba (trilobed morning glory)
Lineage: Eukaryota; Viridiplantae; Streptophyta; Magnoliopsida; Solanales; Convolvulaceae
Product: protein ORANGE, chloroplastic
Exons: 8
Coding region: 122-1063 (313 amino acids)
Source: RefSeq, a predicted model, not a curated record